CCCCCUCUGCCCCACUCCCAAAAUCUUGACGCCUGACGUCCCCACAAGUGAUCGGCAUGAGUAACACAGCUGAGGAAAACACUGGCGGCGGCGGCGGCGGCAGCACCCCGACGCGCGUUGUGGUAGUCGAGCGCGUGGUGACGGUGGAGUACCUGGAGCCGUCCAUGUCGCGGGAGCUGCUGGGCAAGUUCCCGGACCCAUCCGCCUUCGACUUCGACUACUCGCAGAGCGGAAUCUGGUCGCCGCUCAACAAGGUCCCGCGCGGCGGCGCGUGCGAGCCCGAGACGGCCGACGCCACCAACUCCUCGACCGACUUCCUCAUCGCCAACCCGAAGCGCAGGGCGAGGGCCGGCGGCCGGCCCAAGGACUCGGCCGGCGGCGGGAGGUCCAGGUGGAGGCGCAGACGGCUGCGGCGAGACGGGUCCUUCCUGGACCUCCACGAGACUGGCAGGGCCAGGCUCGACUUCUCGCCGCCGGCACCUUCCCCCGCGAAGGAGGGGUGGAGGUGGGUGCUCAAGGCGGCCAUCAGGAAGUUCAAGGCGCGGCAGCGGCGGUCCCGGCAGGCUCCCCUGCUCCAGAUGGUCCUCCCCAUGCUGUGAUGAUCGAUCGAUCGAUCUCGCGCGCUCACACGAAUUGUGCUUGCCUUUUGUUUCCACUUGUUCCAUCACAGUUCUAUUCAUUGCAUCCGGACGCUGGUCCAUGCCUCGCCUGUAUUAUAGUUGAGUUCAGAUUUGCUUCAAGUUGUAUUGUAACCGUGUAAUGCAGCUAAUGCUCUUGCUGGAGAAAUAUAUUGGUGUACAUCUUUUCAUUCGAUUUCAAUCCCUUCAGGCUCCAAGUGAGAGGAGGAUAUUCAUGGAAC
Molecule: messenger RNA, 859 nt
Organism: Zea mays
Lineage: Eukaryota; Viridiplantae; Streptophyta; Magnoliopsida; Poales; Poaceae
Exons: 2
Coding region: 57-599 (180 amino acids)
Source: RefSeq, marked predicted